AUGCUCGGCGUCCUGCUCCUUUUUCUGAUGCCGUUGUCGGCAACGGGAACGGCACAGCUCUGCGGCAGCAACUACACCACCAACAGCACCUACCAGUCGAACCUCGCCGUCCUUGCCGCCACCCUCCCCACUAAUGCCUCCUCUUCCCUUCAGCAAUUUGCCGCCGCCACCGUUGGCCAAGCACCUGAUGCGGUGCACGCGCUCGCGCUCUGCCGCGGCGACUUCGCCAACGACACGGCAUGUGCGGACUGUGUUGCCGCCUCAUUCCAACGCGCACAGCAGACGUGCCCCAACGAUGAGGCCGCCACCGUCUACUACGACUACGACGACGUAAACAAUCAGAGGCCAGGCUGCGUCCUCGGCUUCUCUGGCGACAGCGAUUUCCUCAGCCCAGCGGCCGGUCUCACUGAGAACGGCACGCUCUUCGAGGCAUGGAAUCCGGGGAACAUCUCCGCGGACGCCACCAUCACCGCCGCAGACGUCCACAAGCUGCUUACUGUGACAGCUCAGGACUCGGCCGCCGACACGGCGAGGCGGUACUCCACAGCGGUCAUGGAUGCCGUGCCAACGCUCUACUCCCUCGCACAGUGCACGCCGGACCUGUCCGCCGGUGACUGCCUGGUGUGCCUCCAGCGGCUCAUCGGCAUGGUCAACGCCACCACGUCCGUGCGCCAGGGAGGACGGAUCUUCGUCCUGCGCUGCAACAUCAGGUUCGAGACGUUUAUGUUCUUCGACCAACCUAUGCGGCGGAUCAAUCCAUCCUCCAUCACUCAGGCUCUUCCAACAGGCAAAAAUACAGGAAUCAAACCUUGGAUAAUUGCAAUAUGUGUGUCUUCUGCUGUGGCACUAGCUGCUUUCUGCUUCAUGGUUUAUUGUCGUUGCCUCAGAGGAAGGAUCAGAAAACGUGGAUUGCGAGAAAGGCGCACUAAUAAGUUGCACGUAGGGGAUCAUGAACUAGUAUGGGAUAUGGAAACAGGAAUGUUAUCAGGGUUUUCGUUUUUUGAGUUUGAUCAGAUACAGGAGGCCACGGGUAACUUUUCUGAAGAAAAUAAACUUGGAGAAGGCGGAUUUGGCCCUGUAUACAAGGGACAUCUUCUUCAGGGAAUGGAGAUAGCAGUUAAGAGGCUUGCUUCACAUUCAGGACAAGGUUUGGUGGAGUUCAAAAAUGAAGUUCAGCUCAUAGCCAAGCUUCAACAUAGGAAUUUGGUGAGACUGCUGGGAUGUUGCUCUCAAGGAGAGGAAAAGAUACUGGUCUAUGAAUACAUGCCGAACAAAAGCUUGGACUUCUUCAUAUUUGAUGAACGCAGAAAAGCUUUAAUGGAUUGGAACAGACGUCUAUCAAUAAUUGAAGGAAUAGCAGAAGGCCUUCUUUAUCUACAUAAGCACUCUCGUCUGCGUGUUAUACAUCGAGAUCUUAAGCCAAGCAACAUUCUCUUGGACAAUGAAAUGAAUCCUAAAAUUUCGGAUUUUGGACUAGCAAAAAUAUUCAGCCCAAAUAACACCGAGGAAAACAGUACGAGAAGAGUAGUUGGUACAUAUGGUUACAUGGCUCCCGAGUAUGCUUCUGAAGGCCUAUUCUCUAUCAAAUCCGAUGUAUUCAGCUUUGGUGUUUUAGUUCUCGAGAUCCUUAGCGGGAAAAGGAAUUCUGGUAGCCAUCAAUGUGGUGAUUUCAUCAAUCUCCUCGGAUAUGCUUGGCAGUUAUGGGAAGACAGAAGAUGGAUUGAUAUUGUUGAUGCAUCACUUAAUUCAUUUCUUCCAAAGACUCACCCAACAGAAAUUAUGAGGUGCAUUAACAUUGCACUACUAUGUGUACAAGAGAAUGCAGUAGAUCGACCAAACAUGUUGGAUGUUACCGCAAUGCUAAGCAGCAAGACAAUGAUCCUACGUGAGCCUAAGCACCCACCGUAUUUCAAUCUAAGGGUAGGCAAUGAAGAGGAUACUUCUGCUACACAAUCGUGCAGUAUCAAUGGUGUUACGCUAUCUAUAGCAACUGCUCGAUAG
This is a messenger RNA of Triticum aestivum (bread wheat), 2001 nucleotides long. Its product is annotated as cysteine-rich receptor-like protein kinase 10. Gene Ontology annotation, biological process: protein phosphorylation. The record is from RefSeq and is a predicted model, not a curated record. The transcript has 7 exons. Gene Ontology annotation, molecular function: ATP binding; protein serine/threonine kinase activity. Lineage: Eukaryota; Viridiplantae; Streptophyta; Magnoliopsida; Poales; Poaceae. Gene Ontology annotation, cellular component: plasma membrane. The coding region runs from base 1 to 2001 and encodes 666 amino acids.